GUCACAGAUAUGGCUCUCAGCUCCUUACACGAAGUCGGCAGGGCGUUUUGACAGCCGAUUACCGGUUGUAUUUGGUUUAUUUGUGACACUAACUGACUAGGAGAAGAAGGACGUGAUGGACAUGUUUAACAGAUUGAAGAGUGCCGUGAGCAAUGCUUUGCCUGGCAACCCACUAUCCCGAGAUUUUGACUUGUACAACCAAAUAGCCAGUGGAGGCCCAGGGAUGUUGUGGAAAAUACAUGGAGGAAUGAAGAAAACUACCAAACAGGAAUCCUCCAUCUUCGUGUUUGAGAAGCGUUGCCUGGAGCGGUAUUCCCGACGCGACCGAGAGAUGAUACUGGACUCAUUGAGGAAGGGGGUGCAGCAGCUAACUAAACUCCGUCACCCCAAAGUCUUGUCUGUAAUGGAACCACUUGAAGAGUCCAGGGAAACACUUGCGUUCGCCACAGAGCCAGUGUUCGGCAGUUUGGCUAAUGUAUUGGGUAACCAUGACAACAUGACAACAGUUCCUAAGGAGCUCCAGGAGUAUGAGCUGUAUGAUGUGGAGGUCAGACAUGGCUUGCUGCAGAUGAUUGAAGGCUUAACGUUCCUGCACAAUGAUGCAAAGAUCCUGCACCACAACAUCUGCCCUGAGUCCAUCAUCCUCAACAAGAAUGGGACAUGGAAGCUGGCGGGCUUCGACUUCUGUGUUCUCAACACCAACACAACAGAUCAGUCGCUCAUUAAAGCUGGUUCCUUUGUGCCGAUGUUUGCGUUCAAGGAGUGGGACUCGGACAUCCCCCCAUGCUGCCAGCCUCACCUGGACUACCUUGCCCCAGAGUACGCCCUCACAAUGAUGUGCAGUCUCGCCAGCGACAUGUACUCUAUAGGGGUGCUCAUAUUUGCCCUCUUCAACAAUGGCAAACCCCUGUUUGAGUGCAGGACUCAACUGUCCACAUUCAAGAAGAAUGCAGAAGAGCUGCGACACUUCCGCUCCACCCUACUGGGCAGCAUCCCUGAUGAACUGAGGGACUACGUCAAACUGUUGCUGAAUAUUGAGCCCACCGUCAGACCGGACCCUGCACAGUUGUCAAAAGUGUCCUUCUUUGAGGAUGUGGGGACAAUGACCCUCCAGUACAUGGACACGUUGUUCCAGAGAGACAAUCUACAAAAGUCCCAGUUCUUCAAGGGGCUCCCCAAAAUAGCUGGCAAACUGCCAAAGCGUGUGAAUCAGCAGCGGAUCCUGCCGGCGUUGUACAAGGAGUGUGUUAACCCAGACAUGGUCCCCUUCGUCCUCCCCACAAUCCUCCUUGUUGCUGAACAGUCCACCGACCGGGAAUACGUCAACCUCAUUCUUCCAGAACUCAUCCCGCUCUUCAAGAUACACGACCCAGUUCAGAGACCACAGUCAACAUACACGGUCUCGCUGAUAUUUCUUCAAAACAUGAACCUGCUCCUUGGCAAGACACCCCAACAAGACAUCAAGACUCACAUCCUGCCCAUGAUAUACCGGGCGCUAGAGGUGGACAACCCACAGAUACAGGAGCUGUGCCUGAACAUUGUGCCUACAUUUGCUGAGAUGAUCGAAUAUUCCUCCCUGAAGAAUGCAAUAGUCCCCAGGAUAAAGAAACUCUGUCAGGCAACCAGCACCUUAACAAUCCGUGUGAACUGCCUGCUGUGUCUGGGCAAGCUGCUGGAGUACAUGGACCGGUGGUACGUCCUGGACGAGAUCCUCCCUUUCCUCCCACAGAUACCCUCCAGAGAACCUGCGGUCCUCAUGAGCAUACUAGGUAUAUACAAGGUGACCAUGGGCCAUGCCAAGCUGGGAAUGACCAAGGACAUGCUUGCCAACAAAGUGAUCCCUUUCCUGGUGCCCCUGUGUAUUGAUAACAACCUCAACCUCAGCCAGUUCAAUGCGUUUGUAGCCACAGUACGUGAAAUGUUCGGCAAGGUCGAGAGUGAGCAGCGCACCAAGCUGGAGCAGCUGGACCAGAUGAAGCAGGAACAGAAGACUCUGGAGAUCUCGAAGAUCUCAAGUCAGGCAGACAAGAACCUGAUCCCUGAUGUUGGGCAGCAGAAGAACCAGACGAUGAUGGACAAGUUCCUGUCAGGGUUUGGGAUUGCUGGUUUGAUGGGUGCCUCCCAGCAGACCGAGCCAAAUGGGGGCCCUGUGCCGGUGGCCGCCCCCUCUACACCCAGGCCCUCUGUCCAGCCACCAGGCACUGCUAAGGUGUCAUUGUCCUUGGAGGAGAAACAGAGGCUAGCUCGACAACAAGAACAGGAGCAGAAGCUGAAAGGACAGCGACCGCUCUCUGCUCACAACACACAGAAUAAACCAAAGACCAAUGACAAAGUGAAAGACCUGACUUCUACCUUGAUGGACACGAACCUCAGAAACAUGUCCAGUACAACGCCCAAAUCUCAGCCCAUGUCCUCCAUGGGAGGCCAGUCAGGUCCAGUGAUGGGAGGCGGUAUGUCCAGUCGCUCAUACGGAAUGUCCAGCUCUUCAUCAACAGGCAGUGGGGGCUACACUGGGAUGAACAGUGGGGGCAGUUUCGGAGGAAUGAACAACAGUUCCAGUUUUGGAUCAAACAAUAGUUCUGGGUUUGGAGGAAUGGGCUCCAUGAACACUGGUGGCCAGAACAAACAAAAAAUGGACAUGUCUGCUUUUGAUUCCUUGUUGCCCAGUUCAAAUCAACCAAAGAAGUCUAUGAAUGAAAUGGCACAACCUAGAACUGUGGGGAUGCCGGGUCAGCAAGGCAUGAUGGGUGGGCAGAGGAUGGGGAUGGUGGGUAAUGUGGGCGUGAUGGGGAACCAGGGCAUGAUGGGAAACCCAGGCAUGAUGGGAUACCAGCAGAACAUGAAUGGAGGUUUUGGACAGAUGGGGAACCAGAUGAACUUUGGAGGUGUGGGGAGUACCGGAUCCAUGCCCACGUCAAAUUCCAAUAUGCUGACUCCCCAAACAUCCAGUCAAGUGAAACCCAGUGGGAAUGACUUAGCUGAUAUUUUCGGCUGAAUUGUUUAUGUUAUCAUUUUUAAAUGUUACCAUGGUUACCAUGGUUUAUUCUCAUAACAAACAAAAGGACUCUACAAAAGGAGCUGUGUUUCAGUUGGUUUUGAAACAUUGUGUUACAGUCGGACAAGUGAAAAAGUCAAAUUAUGAACAUCGUUUUUAUCUCCUGCUCAAGACAUGUCCCUUGAAGUAAAUCUUGUCCGACAAGCUGAGUACUUAAUGUGUUGUUGUUGGGUGAAACUGUUGAAGAUGCAGCAAUAUGGGAAUGUGUAGCAAAUGCUCUUCAAGACACAGCAAUGACACUAGUCAUCAAGUCAUCAAUAAUGUUAUGUUAAUAUAGUUGAGGUCAUGUAUUAGCCUGAUUAUUUGUGCAAUAUGUUUGGGAAAAUGCUCAUGUUUGUACUUACAUUACUGAUUGAGUGGAGGUACCACAGUUUUAUGAUCUGAGUAUAUCCAUCAAUCAAACAUCCUUCUGCCUACUCAGGACAGUAAUCUUCCAAACUGAAUUGUCAUAGAAGCUUCCUGUUUGUAUGUAUGACGUAUUGAAGUCUUGUGGAUUCUGGGUGAGCAGAGGCCCCAGUGCUUCAUGCUUGUAGUACAUGCCAGUUAUCAUGAUUACAGUUUGCCCUGAUAUGGCAGGAAUAUUGCCGAUAGCAUCAACUGACUGUCAUUCAGUCCCACUGGCCCUGCAGCAGUGCUGUAGAUAACACUGUAUGGCCUUAAGUUGUCCUAGUGAUCCAUCUUGGAUUAAAUGGGACACUGUUCUCUAAAAGAUGCAUACUAAGCUAUUCCGAAUACCUGGAGUUCUGCUGCUGUAAAGUAGAAAUAUCCUCCUGGAAAAAGGUUCAGCGCCUCCCUAUCUUUAUUUUCCAAACUUGAGUGUGUCUGUUUGAACUAUGUACACAUGACAUUGAUCUCACUGUGUUACAAGUCUGAGAUGCCACUGAUGAAAGGAGCAUGUGGCCUCAAGCACCAUCCUCUGUAUCUCCAGGCUUGGCAUUUUGGUAAACCUCCACUAACCUCUGGAUCCAUUGCUGUGAUUAUCGCGAUCUCAAAUUACCUGCCCUUGAUUUUCAUGAACAUUUUAUCAACCAAAUGUUGAUGUAAGAAAAAACGAAAUGGGUAAGGGAGGUAACUUGUGUUGCCUAGAAACCAAAACGCCUCAUUUCCAUCAAAAAGAUUUUUUAGGGCUUUCUUUUACAUGUCAGUCAGUAUUUUUAUGUUGAAUUUCUUAUGUUUUUGAUAUUGCCAACCCAACAUUGAGGCUGGUUUGUGACUUGCAUUCUGAGUGGACUGUUAGACUGAGUAGCGUAGCAUGUCAACUGGCUGAUGAAAACUUGGCGGAACCCCGGGAAUAGAUACAGAGGUUAAUGUAGGUUUACCGACAUGUGAGCCCUGGAGGUGUAGAGGAUGUUCAAGUACAGGGUCACAUCAUAGGAUGCAAAAGCGCAGAGGAAGCAGUUGAAAGGGUAGACACAACUUUUACCAUGGAACAGGUACAAAGCAUGUCAUUUCAUGUCACAAGAUUGAAUAAUGGUGAAAGUGGUAGUCCACAAGAACUUAUCCUUUCUGAAUUUUAUUAUGGACAAAUGGACUUCGUUAAUUUCAAACAAUGUUUAUGAUGACAGAAACAUCAUCUCAAGGCAUUAUUUACAGACCUUAACUAGAAAUGUGUGCCUGACUGUGGGGUCCCUUGUUAAUAUUUGUAUGGACUUAUUUAAUGUAAUAUGUCAUAUAUUAGUUACUGUAUCCUAUCAGUAAUAUCUGUGAUGUGUUUGAUUUGGGUUUCAGUACAUAUAUCACCCCACAGAGUAUCAGAUUAUUCAAUUAGACGACUAUUCUUGAGACCAUUCAUCCAUCAAGGUAUACAUUUGUUCUGAUUUAAGAGAUUUGUGAGGGUUAUUAUUAUGAUACAUACAAACUAAACAAGCAGUGCCACUUAUGGCAUUUAGUUUGAAGACAGGGGGCACAGGUGGCCCAGUCGUCUAAGGCUCUGCGAUUCGCUGUGCAGAGUUGCGUCCCUUGGGCACGCCAGAAACCUAUGGUUGUGGGUUCGAAUCCCGGUUCGCCCCGAUUAUGUUUCUA
Molecule: messenger RNA, 5077 nt
Organism: Haliotis rufescens (red abalone)
Lineage: Eukaryota; Metazoa; Mollusca; Gastropoda; Lepetellida; Haliotidae
Product: SCY1-like protein 2
Exons: 19
Coding region: 116-2995 (959 amino acids)
Biological process (GO): protein phosphorylation
Molecular function (GO): protein kinase activity; ATP binding
Source: RefSeq, a predicted model, not a curated record